AUGGAUGCGGCAACUCUCCACAACUCGACGUCCUCUCCUCUCCUCUGCCUUCCGCCCGAAAUCAGAAACACAAUCUACGAAUAUGUAAUCGGCGGGAAUGUGAUUGGCAUAUACAUGUCAACCAUUGGAACUCCCAGCAUAGUUCACAAUGUCAUCCCUAUCUUGCCGUCAAGCGCAGGAAAUACAUCCAACCGCAGAUAUCGGGUUUCGUAUCCUCAAGAUGCAAUCUGGCCCGAAAUCCCAGCCAAGCCAAGUUCCGAAGCCGAAAUAGCGGAAAUGAAUAAACAUGAGGAGCAGAUGAGUCGCGAACGAUACGAACGUUUCAUCAAGAUGGCUUUAGUACAAAGGGCAUAUGGUACUAGUAGCGCUAUCUUCAAGCAUCAACAAUCUUAUUCGAGACGAAGGCCACGGGUGAACCUCAAACCCAAAUCCGUUUAUGUUUCGAUGUUGUGGACCUGCCGUCAGAUCUAUCAUGAAGCAUGCUUACUAUUGUACUCUUCGAACAUCUUCUACUUCGAAUACGGGCCUGCUCUAGAGAUGUUUCUCCUAAGAUCUCUCAACUUGAAGCAAGCCCAAGCUAUUAAACAUGUUUAUAUACUUCAUCGCAUCCGAACAGAAAGCAGAGACAACAUGUCAGAGCACUGGCACUCUGUGUUCACCCCCGCUGUUAUCGAUGCUCUUCCUGGCGUUCAAACCGUAUCAUUGCUCCUAAGCCAAAUUGGUUGCCUAGGUCAAGGUGUUCGCCUUCAAGACAGGAGUGUAAAUGGGCGAUGGCGACACUGUGGCGGCGUAGCCCCAGCCUGGAACGACCAGAUUUACGUCUACGGGUUUUCACGCCUUCGCCUGCUUCCGCAGCUUUCGUACGUGAACGUGCCCCUCAGAACAUAUUCAAAGGAUUGUUCUAUACUUCGCGUUCGUCAUCCAGCUUCUUCCACCGAACCUCCAAUGAAAAGCGACAGAGAAUUGUACGUUCAACGUCUUUGCGAACAGCUCCGUACUCCUUGGAAUGAUGUCUCUCGAGCUUUCUUUGAAGAAUAUGAGAUGAAGGAACGUCCACAUUUCAUGUCGUGGGCAAAAAUGAUGGAACAAAAGGAAGUUGCAGGUGAGGAUGGGCACAAGUAUGACUUUCUUUGAGAGACAACGAAGGUUUCCUCGGAUUUGAAAACUUCCGUGCAUCUUCCGUCAAUUUGGUGGACACAAGCGUCAAAGUAAGGUUCUUGAAGACCACCAGUAGGUAUCAGGAAGCGUGCGUGUCUAGGUAGGACAUGACAGGUUGUCUAGCAAACGGAGGUCAUAAUACUAAACUAUUCUCGCA
This is a messenger RNA of Mytilinidion resinicola, 1315 nucleotides long. RefSeq lists its product as uncharacterized. Lineage: Eukaryota; Fungi; Ascomycota; Dothideomycetes; Mytilinidiales; Mytilinidiaceae. Bases 1 to 1134 code for a protein of 377 amino acids. The record is from RefSeq and is a predicted model, not a curated record. The transcript has 2 exons.